AUGGUCAUUCGCAAUGUUGCCACUCGAUGGAACUACACUCACGCCAUGAUACAAAGAGCACUGAUGCUCUGCAAGGCAAUUGAGAAAUGGGUGUUCGAAAGGAAAGAGCUCCGUGAUGAGCUUUAUUUAUCAAACCAAGAGUGGGCUUUUCUUAAGUGGCUUGCCGACAUUCUCAAGAUGAGUCUCGUCAUACUGUAG
This is a messenger RNA of Suillus subalutaceus, 198 nucleotides long. RefSeq lists its product as uncharacterized. NCBI's taxonomy places the organism in Eukaryota, Fungi, Basidiomycota, Agaricomycetes, Boletales, Suillaceae. The record is from RefSeq and is a predicted model, not a curated record. Bases 1 to 198 code for a protein of 65 amino acids. The transcript is spliced from 2 exons.